AUGUGGAGAACCGAAAAGCGGGCCCUUUCUCAAUUCUACCCCGGUUCAUCCGGAGGAAUUUCUGGGGGAUCUAGUAGACCAAACCCUGGCCCGUCUGACAAUUGGGGACUCUUUUCUUCACCCCACCUCAACGAACCCUUAAUGGAUGACAGGACGCGUCUCAGGGAACUGCAGGCGCGCUUGGCCUCUUCCAUCGGGGGCGGGGAUAACCUCCCCGUUUUCCUCAAUAUCCUCUUCAAACAAGUGACGCUGGAAAAAAAGAUCGAGGCAGCACUUGUUGACGACGGGUAUCCGCGGGAAAGGGUCCUUGAGAAAAGGCAUGCCAUCCGCGGCUUCCUUUUCUAUCCGAGAGGAACUGCUCUUACGGAGCGGACGUUAACCCAACAUCUCGAACAGAUUGAGAGAAAUGGGACACGUGCCAGCGUUCCGUAUCGGAGAAUAGGCAGGGCCGUUGAAAACCAUGAUCUCCUUUUAUUUUAUAGGAGAGUUUCCAUAUUCCUUUUGUUUUGGGCAGUACCUCUAUUGAUCAAAGUUCCUUGGCGACAUUAG
Molecule: messenger RNA, 549 nt
Organism: Salvia miltiorrhiza (redroot sage)
Lineage: Eukaryota; Viridiplantae; Streptophyta; Magnoliopsida; Lamiales; Lamiaceae
Source: the annotation of a RefSeq genome assembly